Molecule: messenger RNA, 5390 nt
Organism: Mauremys mutica (yellowpond turtle)
Lineage: Eukaryota; Metazoa; Chordata; Testudines; Geoemydidae
Product: isocitrate dehydrogenase [NAD] subunit beta, mitochondrial
Exons: 12
Coding region: 91-1245 (384 amino acids)
Biological process (GO): isocitrate metabolic process; tricarboxylic acid cycle
Cellular component (GO): mitochondrion
Molecular function (GO): oxidoreductase activity, acting on the CH-OH group of donors, NAD or NADP as acceptor; magnesium ion binding; NAD binding
Source: RefSeq, a predicted model, not a curated record
UCCGCAGAGGCAUCAAUCGGAAGUGACGUAUCUGCGCUCGGGCGGUGCUGUCGUCAUUUCCGGAGCUGCUCGGCCUUGUGGGAUUGCAAGAUGGCGGCGAUCAGCGGCGUCCGGGCAGUUGCCGGGGCUCUUCUGCGCGCCCAGGGUCGUGGGGCCUGGAGGACCCUCAGUGCCUCCGCCGCCCCCCAGCAGACACUACGAAGCCAGACAGAGAAACAUGAAGGGCUGUUCAAGGUCACCAUGCUGCCUGGAGAUGGGGUUGGCCCGGAGCUCAUGCAUUCUGUCAAAGAGGUGUUCAAGGCUGCUGGCGUCCCUGUGGAGUUUGACGAGCACCACCUGAGCGAAGUGCAGAACAUGGCAUCAGAGGAAAAACUGGAUGAGGUUGUCGACUCUAUGAAGGAGAGUAAAGUGGCCAUUAUAGGAAAGAUCCACACUCCCAUGGAGUACAAAGGAGAACUGGCUUCCUAUGACAUGAGGCUCAGGCGCAAGUUAGACCUGUUCGCCAAUGUUGUCCAUGUGAACAGUUUACCUGGUUUUAAAACACGACACAACAACUUGGAUCUUGUGAUCAUCCGGGAGCAGACGGAGGGAGAGUACAGCUCUCUGGAACAUGAGAGCGUGAAGGGAGUCAUUGAGUGCCUGAAGAUCAUCACCCGGGACAAGUCGCAGCGCAUUGCCAAAUUCGCCUUUGACUAUGCCACCAAGAAAGGGCGUUCAAAGGUCACAGCAGUGCACAAAGCCAACAUCAUGAAGCUGGGGGAUGGGCUCUUCCUCCAAUGCUGUGAAGAGGUGGCAGAAUUGUAUCCCAAGAUCAAAUUUGACACCAUGAUAAUUGACAAUUGCUGUAUGCAGCUGGUGCAGAACCCCCACCAGUUCGAUGUCCUGGUCAUGCCAAACCUGUAUGGAAACAUCAUUGAUAACCUGGCUGCUGGCUUGGUGGGAGGCGCCGGCGUGGUUCCCGGGGAGAGUUACAGUGCCGAGUACGCGGUGUUUGAGAUGGGUGCCCGCCACCCCUUUGCCCAGGCCGUGGGCAGGAACAUUGCCAAUCCCACUGCCAUGCUGCUCUCCGCCGCCAACAUGCUGCGGCAUCUCAACUUGGAAUAUCACUCCAACGUGAUCUCUGAUGCGGUGAAGAGGGUGAUUAAAGUCGGUAAAGUUCGGACACGGGACAUGGGCGGUUACUCCACCACCUCGGACUUCAUCAAGUCUGUGACUGACAACCUGCACCCACACUAUAGUGUCUAGGUCCCCACCUGAGUGUGGGAGUUCCUUGGACUUCACUCUGUUCUCCAGCACCCAUUUCUAGUGUACAAACCAAACGGACCUUUCUCGCCCUGCUCCCACCCCUAGGGGAGAACCUGAAUCAUGUCACCCACUCUUGGGCUGCUGGAGCCAGCCCGCCUGAAACCGCAACCCAAAGAGGGAAGGGACUCGCCUCUCCCUCAGCCCAGUUAUCUGUUACCAGCCUCAAUCAUGGUCAGAUGGUCACCACAAAGAAACGUGGUCUGAGUGCCUGGGAUCUGAUCCUGGCUCUCCCACUGGUUCAUUGUUCAGCCUGGGACGAGCCAGUUCACAUCGCUCAGCUUCCCUCUCUGUGCAGUAGGGACAGCGCUCACCUCGCUGCAUUGCACGGGAGUUCAGGGUCAGCUAGCUCACGUUUGUACCGUGCUUUGCAGCUGAGAGAGGACGAAGCCUAAAUAUUCCACUGCUGCUGUAGCUAAGGCCCCCUGCAGUGUGGCUUACGGGGCCUGUUACGUCCACGUGGUCUCGUCUCGUCCCUGAUUGCUGCUGCAGGAGCAUCUGCCUACUCCAGAGGGGCUUAGCCGUAGCUUGGGACCACCCGGGGUGGAGACCCCUGUCCACAAAGUGACAAAGGAAGUCUACUAUUGGCUUGGAGUGAAGCAGAAUUUCAUCCCCGUUAAUCUGAACAGUGGAAAGGAGGAAAUUUCAGUCUUUCCGCGUGUGUGUGUGGGGGGGGGGGGAAGCUUUUAACUCCCUGUGUCCUCCUAACUUCAUCCCCCUCCCAAGGCAAGAUGCUUUCCCCACUCUGUUAGCAAUAAAAUUCAGCGGUGGCCUCGGACAGAAGUCUUAGGCACUGAGCAGAGCUAGAGGGCAGCAGGCCUGGCCCGCUGCUCCCGGAUCAGAAUGGCACCCCACCGGCAGGCUGGCACUCCAGGAGACGAUCUUCCCAGCUGACGCAGACCAUCCUUGCGGCCUGUCUACCUCUAGGCUGCUGUCCUGCCAACCAGCCUCCCUGACGAAGCUCAGGCCCUUCCUCAGGCUGGCUGCUGGGCAGUGCUCUAGGUCGGUUCAUGUGCCCCUGUCUGGUGUGCUUCAGAGCAGAGUGCAGUCCCCAUUACUGCAGCAUCGUCCUGCCUGUCAUGCACCCUGCUGCCCAGCGUCGUUCACUGAAACACAGCGUGUGCUGGGCAGCCUGUCCCUUUGCAUUCAGAUAGGGCUAAGCUGUGGGGCGCACCUGGGAGAGGCAGGGGGGUUAUGAAGAGCGCGGGGCCCUGCAGUGACUUGUCGCAUUCCCCGAGAGAGCAGAACAGCUGCUCGAGCCAGGCCUCUAAGGAAGAAGAGGCCAGGCCGUGCAUGGCUGCAUGCAUGUCAGAAGGGAGGCGCUUCCUGGGUCGCAUGUUUAAAAUGUGGCGUGAAUGAUGCGCUUGCUGCUUUGCAUGCAUGGUGUGCACUGGUGUCAUUGACGGAUGCCAGCACCUCCCCGUGUAGGCAGUCGUGCUCAGAAAACACACCCACGAGUGCACGUGCACUAGGGGGAGCUGCUGAAACACUGAUCCUAACCGGGAAGUCUGGCUCUGAAGGGGUAAGGGACCAAGACUUCUUCCCUGGGUAGAAUUCCAGCUGGGCCGGGGUGGGGUCUGGCUGUGGUGGGAGACCCAAAGGACCCUAACAGCAAGGCUGCAGGUAGCUUGUAGGUGAUGGAUUAGGCAGGUGGGGCUGUGCCAGGCAUACACCUCUCUCCGGCCCCUAUGCGGUGCUGGGCCGCUGCCAUGCAGGCCGGGAGCUCCCGUCAGGAAAUGCAGGAUGUAUUUAUUGGGGGCUUUGUAGUAAUACUCAUGAAUAAAUUGUCAAACUCGCCCCUCCCUUCCUGCCUCUUCUCAGGUGCUGCAUGUCUCCAUGAGUUCUAGUUCCAGCCCUGCACGCGGGGCUCUCCCCAGCAUGUUACUGGGCCUGGCAAGAGGCACCCUCCUCCCUCAGCCCUGCCCUGGUAGGCCAGAGCAGGAGCCAGAUUGCUCCAGAGUGAGAACCCAGCUGUGCUGAGCCCUGAGGGAGGGAGGGAGUUGGCCCCAGCAGGAGGGCAGCUCCUCAGUGGUGCUUUUUUCCUGGUGGCUGGAGCUGUGGAAGUGAAAGCAUUGCCUCAGGGAGCUGGCCGAGGGUGGAGUAUGCCUGGGUCUCUCCGUGGGUCAUAGGGAUUGGCCCAAUACCUCUGCUAGAUGUAGUGAUUCCUGCUGAGAGCCUGGGGGAGUCGGGUGCCUUGGGAGCAGGAGAGCCUGGUACGCUCCAUCCCUGGAGUUCUGUGCCUGCCAUUUAGCAAGUGUGCGAUGUGUGUGCAGGGGUCGAACACGCGCCUAGGACCCUGGUUACAGACCAGAGCCCCAGCCUGCCUGAUGCUGUACCCAGAACCAAAAGAUGGUUCCUGUGCAUUUAAGACCAGGCAGGUGGGGAAUGCAAGGAGCCAAUGAGAGAGUAGGGCUAGGCCGUGGUAUCAGCGCCCCAGCAGCCUAACCAGCGGCAAGGGAGUUCUGCUGCUGGUGUCCCGCUGAAGGAGAGAGGUGGAGGAGGAUGGGGUGGUUUUGUGGCUGUUUACGGGGACCUAAGGGGGAGGGCAGCAGAAGAGACAGCAGGUAGCAUGGGGUGAUGGAGGCUCAGCUCAUGGGCUGAUUGGUGAGAGGAGCUGAUAGGUCGGCUGGGGACAGGCUGAGAAAGGCCUUGAUGUGCCAGGGGAGGUGUACCGCAGCCUAGGAAAAUGAGCCCCAGCAGCACUCUGCGUGGGUCGAGGUGGAGGCUGGAGAGAAGGGCCUGGCAGUGAGUGAGAGCGGGGGUGGGAAUGGUAGAGGAAGGCUGAGAGGGCAGAGCUGGGUGGACAGCAGAUGGCAUCAGCAGUGAGGAGGCAGGAGCAGGAGAACACCCCCCAGCCCUGGUCUGCCCUAGGUAAAGGAGCCUGCUGCAUCAGCCAGAGGGACCCAGGUGUCCUGUGCUCCAGGCCUGCUGCCCACACAGCAGCUUUGCCCAGUGUGGGGCAAGAUGAGCCUGUUCAGACUUGGGGGGACGAGGGCUCCUGUCAGUCAGAGCAGGGGGUGUUGGCUGCACACACACUGCCUGCCUCAGACUAGCGGCUGGGCUCCCCCCACGGCUCGGUUACGUUCUUUAGCCCGAUGAUAGUGGAGGUCAGGCAGCCUGCGAAGCCGGUGCGUUUCCCCUACCCCCGAGCGGGGGCAGCGCAGUCGGAGUCCGGGACACGGUGGGGGGAAUUGCUGAAUAGCUCAAACUGAUCGUAACUGGCCUUGUUACAGUUACCCUCAGGGCGCAGCUCAGCCGGGAAGCUGGUGCCCAGAGCUGGGUGAGGUAAGCGCUCAGUGAGUGGGCAGACACUGGCACACCCCUAGGCCUGCCCACCCUCCUGCCCAGGCCCGGUGGGUUUCUGCCCAGCGUGGUUUCCAGUCUCCAGCAAUGCGGCAUGUGUGUCUUCGCACGCCCACAGGCAGGAAGAGUUACUCCUAGUGCUGAGCCUCAACUGUCCCCUUCAGCCCAUCCCAUUCGUCUCUCUGGGGGUACAUCACCUCCCUGCCCCUUAUUGGGGGCUCCCCAUCAUCCCGGUCUGGGGUGGUGGGUGUGACGACACAGCUCAGGGACGUGUGACAUCCACGCUCCCCACAUGAGGCCGUUACACUGACCUAAGCCUGGCUGUAGACAGCGCUAGCUCCCCAGGAGAAUUCGCCCAACUACCGCCUGGUGGGGCGGUGGUGUCCCAAGGCUGCCAGGAGACCCCACCCCCACCCCCUGCGUGGGCACAGGGCGUAUCUACUGUGAAGUGCUGCAGCAGCGCAUGUGUAGCCAGGGUGUCAGCAAAGCUGGAGCUAGGCUUUCUCUAGCUAAGUCACUUGGCCAAGUCUCUCCCUACCCCUUGUCGCUGGGACGCUCCCGUGCCCCCACAGUGAGGCAUGACCCUGUCCUUGCUCUGCGAUGAGGCUUGGCAGAUGCAGCUCACGAGUAUGUGACUGUUCUUUGCUCCUGGCUGUAGCGCUCCAGAGCCGCUGUUCCCCACGAGGUUGGUGGGGUUUAAAUGCUUGAGGGCAGGUUGGGCGAGUGUUAGAGGCUGAGCCUGGGCAUGUGAGGGGAACGGAGAGACGGUGGCUGCUGGGCACAGU